Molecule: messenger RNA, 741 nt
Organism: Vicia villosa (hairy vetch)
Lineage: Eukaryota; Viridiplantae; Streptophyta; Magnoliopsida; Fabales; Fabaceae
Exons: 1
Coding region: 1-741 (246 amino acids)
Source: RefSeq, a predicted model, not a curated record
AUGAGUAGGAUUGAUAGAUUUCUCUUAUUGGAUUGCCUUAUUGAAGAUUGGAAGGUGGUAGGCCAAUACAUUGGCGAAAGGGAUGUGUCCGACCACGCUCCUAUUUGGUCGAAAGAUAAUAGAAAGGAUUGGGGUCCCAAACCUUUUAAGUUCAACAAUUUGUGGUUAAAACAUGAGGACUUAAACACCUUUGUGGAGGAGGAAUGGAAUAAGAUUGUUAUCAAAGGAAGAGGUGAUUUUUGCUUGGUAGAAAAGUUAAAAACUCUCAAAAACCGGUUAACUUGGUGGAACAAGAAUGUGUUUGGGUGGAUAGACCUCAAAAUCAACAACGAUGGGAAAGAGUUGUAUUCUUUAGAAAACGUGUUUGUUCAUUUUGCAGGUAAUGUUCCGGAAGAAGUAGUGGCGAAUAGAAUAAAAGUGGCGGAGGACUUUUGGGACAAUAUUAACAAGAGAGAAGGCAUGCUUAGAUUGAAGUCGAGACAACUUUGGCUUUCCGAAGGUGACGACAACACUCGUUACUUUCACAAUUCCUUAAAAGAUAGAAGGAGAAGGAACUCUCUUUGUUCCAUCGCCACACCGGAGGGAAGAAUGGAAGGGGUAGAAGACAUUAAGGAGUUCACUUUCAAGCAUUUUGAAAACUUCUUUAAAGAAGAUAAUCAUCUUAGGCUGGAGCUUAGAGGGAUCAAUUUUAACUCUCUAUCUUCGGAAGAUUCUUUGGUCUUAGAGAAACCUUUCGACUAA